Messenger RNA from Octopus sinensis (East Asian common octopus), 3354 nucleotides. Its product is annotated as cyclin-D-binding Myb-like transcription factor 1. The record is from RefSeq and is a predicted model, not a curated record. Gene Ontology annotation, biological process: regulation of transcription by RNA polymerase II. The transcript has 19 exons. Bases 220 to 1962 code for a protein of 580 amino acids. Gene Ontology annotation, cellular component: nucleus. Gene Ontology annotation, molecular function: RNA polymerase II cis-regulatory region sequence-specific DNA binding; DNA-binding transcription factor activity, RNA polymerase II-specific. NCBI's taxonomy places the organism in Eukaryota, Metazoa, Mollusca, Cephalopoda, Octopoda, Octopodidae.
UAUUUACUGCAAAAGUAGCCUCCCUUUCCGCCUGGCAACAUGCGCAGCAUGUUCUCUACGAAUUUGCCCUGUAGCAGGCUUCUUUUCCAUCCUGGUCUCUACUCAUCCUGGUUCUUCACGAAUCACCCGGACGAAAAUAACAUCACAAGUCAUCUUAUUCAAUGAGAACUUUUUAGAUAAUUGCUUUGAAUGCAGUGAUGCAAAGAAUGCUCAUUCAUUAUGUCAUCUGAUACUGACUGUGAUUUUGAUGCUGUUUGGCUUCAGCAGUCUUCACAAAUACAGAACUCACUACCAAUUUCUGCAUCUGACCAGUCCAUUGAAAAUGGUGAUGGUGGCAAAUCUGACACCACUUUACAUGAUGGUAACAAUCAGAGUGAUGUAUUAAAGGAAGAUAUGAAAGUGUUAACUGGAGACUCUGGUUUAAAUCCUGGACAGCAUUAUUUAAUUGUCUCCAAAGAUACAGCAGCAGCUCUUGGAGUUGGUAUUCUUGAAGAAGAUACUCCAACAGAACCUGGAUCUAAAAGGAUAAGGCUCUCAGGAGAGGAUGGACAAACCUAUAUUUUUACUAUUAGCGAACCCAGUGCUCCAGUGGAUCAAAAAGCUGCCGAAAUUACUAUGACAAAUUCAGCCUCUGGUCAAUCUAAUAUAGCCUCUGGCCAUCACUCAAGCAAAAAUGAUGCUAUUGUCACCCAAGCAUGGUUUACAACAAGAGAUGAGAAGAAUGCUUUGCAAAACAAAGGCCAUUCUUGGGUCCAAGGCCAGUGGACAAAAGAUGAAAUAGAACUCUUACAAGCAAACAUCAAUAGCUAUUGUAAAGAUAACAAUAUCAGUAACCCUACAGAAAUCAUUUUUGAGAUGUCCAAAGAUGAGCGGAAAGAUUUUUAUCGAACAGUUGCAAAAGGACUUAACCGACCUCUGUUUUCUGUGUAUAGACGAGUAAUACGAAUGUAUGAUCAAAAAAAUUAUGUUGGCAAGUACAGUCAAGAUGAAAUGAUUAAACUCAGAGAGUUGCGCCUCAAGCAUGGCACAGACUGGGCUGCCAUUGGUGCUGUAUUGGGCCGAAGUGCAUCAUCUGUCAAAGAUAAAUGUAGACUAAUGAAAGAUACCUGUAAUUCAGGGAAAUGGCUCCCAGAAGAAGAACAGCGACUUACAGAUGCUGUGUGUGAAUUAUCAGGAGCACAGCCAGGUGAGAAUAUUACACAUGGUUUAUCAUGGGCUGCUGUUUCUGAAAGGGUUGGUACAAGAUCUGAGAAACAGUGCCGUACCAAGUGGUUGAACUAUCUUAACUGGAAACAGCAAGGAGGUGCUGAAUGGACAAGACUUGAUGAUAUCAACUUAAUAUUAAAGAUGUCAUCAUCAUCUGUAACAGAUGAAACACAAAUUGAUUGGAAUGAAUUAGCCAAAGAUUGGCCCAGUGUUCGGUCCCCACAAUGGCUGCGAGGCAAGUGGUGGUCUCUAAAAAGGCAUGUCCCUGACUAUCAAGUACUCCCAUUUUCUGCUCUUGUGAAUUAUUUGAAAGUGACACAUCUGAAUGUUCAACUAAAGAAUCCUCUCAACAACAAUCUUCGAUUAGCCAAAGUUGAUUUACCACAUGUGAACAGCACAAAUCCAGAGAAUCCAUUCUCCAUAUCUGUACCUGUUCAAGCGGCAGCCACCCAAGUGGACAGCAGUGAGGUGACCAGUGAUGGAGCAAUGCAGACUUAUGAAGUUCUACAUCAACUGGCUCUCACCAGUUCUAGUGCCUUUCUCAUUACACAGUCACAAAACAAUUCUGCUAUCUCUGUGACAGGAAACACUAUGACAACUGAUAACAUUAUUGUACAUGCAUUACCAGUUUCUCAGUCAAGCCAUCGAUCAAAAGUAACUGAAAAUGUUACUGUUCAAAUUAACCCUCAACCUACAGAUAUCAUAACCUCUGAAGAUGGCUCUGACACUGUGAUUUCUCUUGGUUCUGCAGACUAAGUCUAAAGUUAAAAUAUCUUGGAGAUAUUCUCAGCUGAGACAGUGACAUUUAAUAUUGGUAUGAGAGGUCAGAUCUGGCCAGUUUGAAUAUAAAGCAGAUCUUCACUGUUAAAAUCAACUUGGUUCUAUUUCUCAAACUUUUUGUGGACUUCAUCAAGAAGAGAAAGCUACUUCAGAUCAGAAUCCAAACAAAAGCAGUUUUCUGAGGUACUGUGUAUUUCCUCUACAACAAAACCUAUUGUUAUCCCUCUUUUAUACUUUUUAACCUCUCAUCAACUGACACAAAGCCACCACCCUCAAUACUGCUCUCUCCAGUUGUGGGGUUUUUGUUUUAUAAGUUACUUGAUGACCCUGCUGGUACUGGUAACACAAAAAGAGAACCAGUACACUCUGUAAAGUGGUUGGUAUCAGGAGUGGUAUCCAGUCUUAAAAACCAUGCUAACCAGCCCAAGGCUACCUUAAACACCUACUUGACAAACAUCUGUGAAGAGAGAGGACACGUGAACAAGAUUAAGUGCAACUUGUGAUGACACAAGGAACAGAAUACUCCCCAUUUCUAUUACCUCAUAUAAACACAUAAACCAAAAUUAAACCUGUUGUCUCUAGUAUUAAAAGACUCUUCUUUCAAAUACCUUGGUUUCUAUCUAAAAUUCUCAAGCCACUACUUCAACCCUUUCCAAGACAUGUUGAAAGCUCCACCAAAGUCAUCAACAAACUAUGAUGUCUCAACUUAUUCGUGCUUAGGAAAAAGUAACUACCAUUUUAGCUUAAAACAUUUCCUAUAUAACACCCCUCUUACAACCCCAGCUGUCAACUUACUAACUGAACAUAUUACUUCCUCUCAUAACCUUAACUGCAUUAGGCACACGGCUCCAGAUAUCCAUAAACUAUUAACUACUAUAAUGGAAAACACCUUCCAUUCUGAGGGUUCCAUUUACAAACAAAUCUCUGGAUUACUGUCAGGUAUACUGACCAUCAUAUACAGGGACCAGUUACAACACAGGAUACUCCUUUGCUUUUUCUACCAAGUAUGUGGAUGACAUCCGCAUAUUAACAUCAUCUCACAAGCAGGUUAUUAAAAUAUACAAUAUAUUCAACAAUGUUGAUGAAUACAUAAAAUCAAAUGUGGAGUUCCCCAAUAACACCAGUUCCUUACAUCUGCUUGAUUUCAAACUCAAAAUCUCAGAGAACAUUCAUCUCCACUAAAUUUUACAGAGAAGCUGAAUACAGGAGCCCAUUUAUUCAUUAUGAUUCAUCCCUGCCCAUCAGAACUAAGUUGGCCUAUAUCAGAAAUGAGAUUUUGCAUGAUAUGCAGUAAAUGCAGCAAGGCAGGAAUCAAAAUGUUGUUGUGUAGCAAUUUAUCACAUAAAUCAUUAUUAACUUCAUACAGAA